This is a messenger RNA of Felis catus (domestic cat), 5241 nucleotides long. It is a transcript of the gene CD101, whose product is annotated as CD101 molecule. The record is from RefSeq and is a predicted model, not a curated record. Lineage: Eukaryota; Metazoa; Chordata; Mammalia; Carnivora; Felidae. The transcript has 9 exons. The coding region runs from base 1539 to 4592 and encodes 1017 amino acids.
UUAGCCUCUACUACAAAGCUGUAAUCAUCAAGACAGUAUGGUAUUGGCACAAAAACAGACCCAUAGACCAAUGGAAUAGAAUAGAGAACCCAGGGUUGGACCCACAAAUGUAUGGCCACCUAAUCUUCGAUAAAGCAGGAAAGUGUCCAAUGGAAAAAAGUCUCUUUAGCAAAUGGUGCUGGGAGAACUGGACAGCAACAUGCAGAAGAAUGAAACUAGACCACUGUCUUACCAGUAACAUCUGCCCCAGCCUACCUCUGUGGACCCUUCUCCCUCCAUACCAGCCUCAAACUUUACUCCAACAGGGGAACGUGACUGGUGCAUUUGUAUCCACACUAGACUGCUUCUCCCCCAGCUGUACCUGCCCCUCUUCAUUCCUAAUUGUCUCAUUUGGCCCAGCCCCGCCCAGCCUGACCUUGCCUCCUGCCCACUGACUUUUCCUACCCCUUUCAGCAGCUGCAUUGACUGUUGUGCCUGAAAACAUUGCAUUGUGAUUAUCUGAGUAGGUGGAAGUUUCCCGAGAACAAAGGCUGGGUUGUUAACAUCUUCGUUUGCGCAGAACUUAGCAAAGCACCCAGAACACAGUAGUACUAAACAAGUUGGAUGGAUGGAUGGAUGGAUGGAUGGAUGGAUGGAUGGAUGGAUGGAACGAGCAGAAAUCUGCCUGAUACUGUGGCCUGAAGCAGACCAGUUCAUUACUGACGUAUCUAGAUGUAGCCUUGACCUAGGGAACGAAUGUCUUCAGUGAGCCUAUCCUUGGAUGAUCUUGUCUUCUAGGGUGAGUUGGCCUGGGUUCAGUGCAAACUGUCAUAUUUAGGCAUUCAUUGACCAUCCUUCGUGCCAGGCCAAUAUGGGGCAGAUGAAGAUUCACUUACAUGUCACAUGAUGGCAGAUGAUUUUACUGAGCAUUUACUAAGUACCAGAUACUGUUCUAGGUGCUUUAAGUGAAUUAGUUCAUUCAAUUCACACAGCAGUCUGAUGGGGUACAUACUAUUAGUAUCUCCAUUUUGUAGAUGAGUUAGAAAAGUUAACAAGCACAUAGAGCUAUUAAAAAUAGAAUCUUCAUGCAAACCCAGGCAGCCUGAUUCCAGAGACUGACAUUACCAGCACCUCAUGUCUCCCCAGGUUCGUGUUUCCGGGGGUCCUUGCAUUUCUCGGUCCCUUCCUCUCCCAAGUUGGAAGGACAGGUAAGGGCUAAGAAGAGAAAAUUUCAGCUUGGUUUUUUUUUAUUUAGUCAGUUAUAUUCCCUCGUGAUUACUUAAGGAUAUGCAGUUAGCCAGGAUGGGGUCUGUAUUUUCUUCUUUCUAUCUGUAUACAUUUACUUACCCAGUGUAACUUUUCUCACCCAGAUUUGAGUGAUUAGCAAAAAAAGUUCAUGAUGCAAACGGUUUUGCUCUGUGCAAACCAUCUGUCUUUCUCAGUGGGCUGGAAACCACACUACUGCUUCCUCUUUACCUUUGUAGUGAGAGCACAGCCUUUGUCACUGGGUGUCUGAACAACUUCAGUGACACCGCCAGGAGAGGUCUGUACUGGUCCAAAUGGCACACAUCCUAUACGUGGCAUCUCUCUUUCUCCUUCUGACUAAGCUCAGCAUUGGCCAGAGAAAAGUAACGGUCCAGAAAGGACCGCUGUUUCGGGCUGAAGGCUACCCUGUCAGCAUUGGCUGCAAUGUAACUGGCUACGAGGAACCUUCUGAGCAGCAAUUCCAGUGGUCUGUUUACCUGCCGACAGCCCCAACUCGAGAAAUCCAGAUCAUAAGCACCGCGGAUGCCACCUUCACUUACGCGGUGUACGCGCAGCGAGUACGAAGCAGGGGGAUCUACGUGGAGAGGGUCCGGGGCAACUCAGUCUUGUUGCACAUCUCAAAGGUCCAGCUGAAGGAUUCUGGAGAGUAUGAGUGUUACACACCGAACACGGAUAAAAAAUACUACGGCAAUUACAGUGCGAAGACUAGACUCAUUGUUAUUCCAGAUACCCUCUCUGCCACUAUGAGUUCCCAGAUUCUCAGUAAGAAGGAAGGCGAAUCAUUAGAACUUACGUGUGACGCAUCCAAAGCCACAACUCAGCAUACCCACCUGUCUGUCACCUGGCACCUGAUCCAGGAUGGAGAAAGAAGCCAAGCUACCGAGAUUAUUUCCCUCUCCAAAGAUUUCAUGUUGAUCCCUGGGCCCUCAUUUACCGAGAGGUUUGCCGCUGGUGAUGUGCAUCUCAACAAGCUUGGGGUCACUACCUUCAGGCUGGCCGUAGGGAGGCUCCAGCCCUCCGAUCAAGGCCAGCUGUUCUGUGAGGCAACCGAAUGGAUUCAAGAUCCAGAUGAAACCUGGACUUUAAUCACGAAAAAGCAGACGGAUCAAACAACUCUGAGGAUCCAACCAACAGUGAGAGAUUUUCAAGUCAACAUUACCACCCAGAGCACGUUUACAGCAGGGAAACCCUUAGAACUGGUUUGCCUGGUAGUAGGCAGUGGCCAGGACCCACAGCUUCAGGGCAUCUGGCUCUUCAAUGGUAACGAGGUGGCCCGCAUCAAUGCUAGUGGUGUUCUGGACCUCAAGAGAGACUACAGAGAGAGAGCAAGUCAAGGACAGCUCCAGGUUUCAAAGUUAAACCCCAAGGUUUUCUCUCUCAAGAUCUUUUCUAUGGGCCCCGAGGAUGAAGGGGCCUACACAUGUGCCGUGGAAGAGGUGGUAAGAAAUCAGAUGGACUCCUGGGAUGUGCUUCAGAGAAAGCAGUCACCGGACACCCACGUGCAUCUGAGGAUGCCGGCAGCAAGAAAUGUGGCCUUAUCUACCAAGAGCAAGCAGCAAGCAGUGUGGGAAGGAGAGGUAUUAACCCUUCUCUGCAAGGCAGAUGGAACCGAGAGUCCCCUGUCUGUGGAAUGGUGGCGCCUCCCACAGGGCCAGACGCAGCCAGAGUUCGUGGCUGGCAUGGGGCAGGAUGGCACGGUGCAGCUAGGCGCCCCCUACAAGGAACUCAAUAACCACGGCAACACAAGGCUGGAGAAAACGGACUGGGCCACUUUCCAGCUGGAGAUCACCUCCACCACCAUUACGGACGGUGGUAUAUACGAGUGCCGAGUGUCUGAGAGUGCCCAGAACCAGGCCAGAGGUCAGAGCUGGACUCAGAAGUUGUCGGUCACCAUCAGAUCUCUGGAGUCGAGUUUACAGGUUAAGCUGAUGAGCCGUCAACCCCAAGUGACAUUAACCAACACCUUUGGCCUGUCCUGCAUAGUGGAGGCUGACUUCUCCCACCUCAGGGUGCCACUCACUGUGACGUGGCAGUUCCAGCCAGCAAGAUCUCAGGUCUUUUAUCUGCUUGUUCGAAUCGCCUGGAACGGCACUAUUGAGUGGGGGGAUUUCCUAUCUCAGUUCCAAAAGAAGACAAAGCUUUUGCAGUCCUCAUUUUACUCUCAACUCCUAAUCCACGAUGCCACGGAGGAAGAAGCAGGAGUUUAUCGGUGUCAAGUAGAAGUUUACGCCAGAAAUUCCCCAGACACGAGCGGCCCCCCGAGGGCUUCCGCCGUCUCUCACUCGCUGAUGAUAGCCAUCACUUUGCCAGAGAGCAAGCUAAGAGUGGACUCAACCAGUCAAGUCCAAGAGAUCUUCAUCAACUCCAACACCAACAUAGAAUGUAGCAUCUUGUCCCAGUCCACUGGAGACCUCCAGUUAGCCGUUAUUUGGUACUUCUCUCCCAUUUCCAUGAACGCAACCUGGCUGAGGAUCCUGGAAAUGGACCAAACCAAUGUUGUAAAAUAUGGGGAUGAAUUUCACUCCCUACUGAGACAACAAAAAUUCCACCCCAAGAAAGUUUCCCAGGACUUGUUUCAGCUACAGAUUCUGAAUGUGGAAGACAGCGAUCAGGGCAGAUACCACUGUGCUGUGGAAGAAUGGUUCUUGUCCAGAAACGGCACUUGGCACAAGCUUGGAGAAAAGAAGUCAGGUCUGACAGAAUUGAAACUCAGGCCCACAGGAAGCAAGGUACGUGUCUCCAAAGUGUACUGGACAGAAAAUGCUACCGAGCACACGGAGGUGGCCAUCCGCUGCAGCCUGGAGAGUUCUGGCAGCUCGGCUUCUCUGUACUCUGUGAUGUGGUUGCGCAACGGGGAGCAUUCAGGAAGGAAAAUGCUGGUACACCUUCGGCAUGAUGGCUUGCUGGAGUAUGGUGACGAGGGGCUCGGGGGGCAUCUGUACUGUUACCGCUCAUCCCCUACAGACUUUGUCCUGAAGCUUCAUCAGGUCAGAAUGGAGGAUGCUGGUUUGUACUGGUGCAAGGUGACAGAGUGGGAGCCGCAUGGUAACCCUGGCACGUGGGUCAACCGAGCAUCAGAUGAGUCCCAGCAUGUGGUGCUCACGGUGCUGCCUUCAGAGCCCACAUUUCCCUCCAGGAUCUGCUCGUCAACACCUUUACUCUAUUUCCUAUUCACCUGCCCCUGCAUUCUGUUUAUCCUUCUGCUCAUUUCCCUCGUCUGCUUGUACCACAAAGCCAGGAGGCUGUCGGCACUGAAGCUAAACGUGCUGAAAAAAAAGACUCUCUGGGUGGAUUUGAAACGGGCUGGAGACUGGGUAACCACCUGGAGGGAAGAGGAAGACCAUUGAAUCCCGAGAGCCGUCUGCAGCCCUAUGGAAAGUGUGGGCUCUGGAACUGGACUGAGCAUUGGUGUGAAUGAAUCCUGAUUGUGUCCUUCUUGGUGUGUGUGGCCUUGGGCAAGUUACCUAGGAAUCAGAGGGAACGUGUAUGUGGUUUCUUUGUGUGUUGUCAUCUACCCCUUGCCUUCUCCCAGGAGCUAGAUGAUUUACCCUGUGUUUCAUUUGCCGCACCUCACAGAGGUUCAGGGUCCCCUUCUGUAAGGAGAGAACCUCCCUCACACAGCCUCUUGGGUAUUAGUUGCGAUCCUAUGGCGAAGCCCGGGGUGAGGCUGCCCUCUGCUUUCUCCUCCCUUAUGUCACUGAUUCCCAGGAAAGCAUUCCGAGUGGUCCAGUCACACUGGCUCUAGGUAAUCUUUUGCCCCCAAAUAAGAGGUGUGGGAAGGGGCCUGAUGUCAGCAAGGCAAAAAGGAAUUGGGAAUAUGCCCUUCAUUCACAUCAGAUCUACUUCCCAAUGUGGAUGUGACUUCCUUCAAUGCAGAAAUCCUGUCUUGCCCCCAACCCAUCUAUAAAUGCUACUCAAGGACAAUCUCUGCGUAGACGGUACCUAAUUAAUAUUGAUGGGUUCUUUGAAGAAAUUAUAAAGCAUUUUGUAGUCUGA